Molecule: messenger RNA, 2227 nt
Organism: Alosa sapidissima (American shad)
Lineage: Eukaryota; Metazoa; Chordata; Actinopteri; Clupeiformes; Clupeidae
Gene: sash3
Product: SAM and SH3 domain containing 3
Exons: 8
Coding region: 137-1303 (388 amino acids)
Molecular function (GO): protein binding
Source: RefSeq, a predicted model, not a curated record
CUUCUGUUCACACUGGGCUGUCAGUCUUGUAUCGGCACACAUCUGAUCUGAUCCGGAGUCAGAGGAAGGACUGGAUUUCCACUUUGACCCCCCGGCAGUCUCCUAGGCCGUACGCGCACUCAACACCGUCCAGAAGAUGUUGCGGCGAAAGCCCUCCAAUGCCUCCGAGAAGGAGCAGGUGGCGGGCCAAAAAAAGAAGCUGACCCUGCAAAGGUCCAGCAGCUUCAAAGACUUCAUGAAGCCCAAGCCAUCCUCACCUGUGGUGGCAGACCCAGAAUCCAUCCUGGAUGAGACCGCUGAGGGGCCAGGCCAUGAAGACACUGGAAAAAACAAACCAGGGAAGUGGAGGAAAAUCAUCACCCGUACCAUGACUCGCAAAACAUCCAAGAUGGUCCAGAAGGCUCUGGCAGAGGAAGGAAUAGACAGUGGGGAGGACGGACCUGUGUCCCCGGCGUCCAGUGACUUCACUCCCGAUCUGACUCCAGGACAACGAACUUCCGUCUGCUCCAAUGGCUCUGGGGACACGCUGCCCAGUCCGGUCUCUCGACAGCUCUCAGGAUGUGGGGACAGACAGAGUCUGGACAGUGGCUACAGCCAGCGAGACAGCAUGAAACUGGACGACAGCACGCCGGCCCCAUACAGCGGGCCCUUCUGUGGCAGAGCGAAGGUGCACACCGACUUCACCCCCAGCCCCUACGAUUUUGAGUCCCUGAAACUACAGAAAGGUGACAUCAUUCAGAUCAUUGACAAGCCUCCUGUUGGCACUUGGACCGGCAAACUUAACAACAAAGUAGGCUCCUUCAAGUUCAUCUACGUCACCAUCAUGCCCGAGGAGAUCGCACCGGCCAAGAGGAAGCGGUUCUCCAGCCAGGACCGCCGCAACAAACCCAAACCCAAAACCCUGGAGGAAGUCCUGGACAAAAUCGGCCUAACCGACCUGGGCUCCCUGCUGUCCAUGCAGGGCUUCCAGUCUCUGGAGGACUUCGGCAGCCUGAAGGAGUCCCACCUGAAUGAGCUGAACAUCACUGACCCCGAGUACCGCACCAGGAUACUGACCGCCGUGGAGCUGCUGCACGAAUAUGAGGGUGAGUCUGAUGUGGAGGAAGAGGAAAAGACAGAGGAGAAGCCUGAGGUUCCACGGGACUCUGGGUGUUUCGAGAGCACAGAGAACCUGGAGAAUGGACGUGAAGAGCCGGAGACGGAACCGCAGGCUGAAUCGACUCCAGAUGUGGAGGAGCAGGAGAACAAGCUCAAGGACGUGCAGGAACAACUGCAGGACCUGGCCCUGGACCAGGGUUCCUGAAAAGCAGAACCUUUACAACAGGAGAAUCUUUAGAACCUACUACUAGAACCCCUGUGAAUUUCCGGCAAUUUCUUCUGAAGGAAAAAGGCAUUGCUCGUCAUGUAGAAGCACAUGUCAGAGUUCAACCUGUGCCGAGGUGAUAUUCCCAUGAACAAUGAAAACUGAGAUUUCUACGCAUACUUUGGUCUAAGUACAUUUGCAAGUUUUAUGCAAAGCUUUGGUACUUUGAGCACUUGUGUAUUUGAGUAAACAUGAAAGUAUAAUGUGUAUGAAUUGUGUCAUUUCUGAAGGAUACGGCUGUAGAUGCUUUACUUUUAACUGUUAAACUGUGCAUUUCUUUGUCUGUCUGAUAUACAUGUACUGUACUGUACUAUAUAUGUACUGUAUGCCCAUUAUUUUAGGUACCCUCUCUUCAUCCAUUUUAAAAUUGUGUGUCUGUGCUGGAUACUGUAUGUCUGUAACUGUGCUAUUGUUUUUGCUAUUGUUUUAUUUGUUGUUGUUUUUUGGUGUUGUUUUAUUGAAAAUAUAGGAACUUAUUUCCUAUAAGAGUUCCUUAAGAGUUUUGAGUUGAGUAAGUUGUUGAGUAAGUUGAAUUAAGUUGUUGAGAAAGUUGUUUGACUUUAGUGUACAUUUUACAUUGCUUAAAAUGGACUGUUUGACAUUGAAUGAGUAUUACACCUGUUUUGUACCGUUCUCUGCUUUUCAUGCUAUAAAGUGUAGCACUCUGUACAAAGCUGAAUAUCAACUUCAAUUGUUGACUGCAAGGUGUUUGUAGUGCAUUGUGGGUGUAAUUUAGUUUUUCUAAUGGAUGUAAGUCUAGUUUCAGAGGUUGGGAGAAAUAAUGAUUGUAACUAACUGGAUUUUCUUUACACCUUUCCUCUUGUGGCUGGAAUAAUAUCUUUGAAUAAAACAUACAAAAAUCUC